Molecule: messenger RNA, 8455 nt
Organism: Solea solea (common sole)
Lineage: Eukaryota; Metazoa; Chordata; Actinopteri; Pleuronectiformes; Soleidae
Exons: 1
Coding region: 1437-6206 (1589 amino acids)
Biological process (GO): DNA integration
Molecular function (GO): nucleic acid binding; zinc ion binding
Source: RefSeq, a predicted model, not a curated record
CCUUACUAAAACAAAUAAUAAGGAAUUCAUGGUUUAAAAAAGGUUCAUAUUUGGUUAAAAGUGUAUUAAAAAUGUAAAAAAGGAAUAGUUCAUAAAGGUUAAAAUAGUUUGAUAUAAGAGUAUAAGAUUUAAAUGACAUAAAUGUACAUAUUUAAUAUUUUAUUUUAUUUUGAAGAAAUUCGUAGGGAGAGAGGAAGUACUGAUGGAGAAGAAGUGUGAAUCCUGGUCAUUGAUUUGAUUAAGGUGUGAUUGACAGGUUCAGACCGGAGGUGAGCGAGUGGAGAGUGUGUGUUUUUUGAAGGGAACUUGACGGAGCGAGAGAGAGAGGGACGACGGCGUGAGUGCACAACGGAGAUGUAUGUUGCGAGUGUUACCUUUUAUAGAUUUAGUCAUUCAAGUGUGUAGUUUUCAGCGUUUAAGAGACUGUCUGCUCGGCACUCACGGACAUUGGAGCUACUGUUGUUUAAAGUACAGUUCAAGAAGUUUCAACGCGGGACUUCUGGCGAAGCUGCAUAGAUUUAGCUUAGCCCAGCUACUGAGCUAACUCGAGCGUUAGCAUUCGCUAUCAAAGCGAACGUGUUUAGCCGCGAGGAGUUAAAUCAGCUUCUGUUAUCGGCUGUGCCUUGUGGUCUCAACGCGGGAACAUAAGGAUUCGGCAUCAGACGCUGGCAGUGUGUGUGUGAGACUCGUCAUCGUUGGACAACGUCCCGGGCUGCGAGGGUGGCUCCAUCUCUGUUCACCGGUUUGUCUUCAGUCCACCUGUAGUGUCGUCUGCUUGGAGGUAACACUUUCCCUUUACUUUCCUGGAUCAUCGGAGCAGUUGGAUUUCCGCGCACUCAGAAGUCACCAUAUCAGGCCUGCAACGAGGUUAUUUUGUUUGCCGGCUGUGUGUAUGUGUGUGUGAGUGUGGGCCCACUGUUUUGUCUAAGUUUAUUAAUGAAAGUUACUGAAAUCUGAAUAUUCAGGGGUUUGAAUGUAAUUUGAUUCAUCUGAAAGUAUUUUUGCAUGUGUGUUUUGUUCGAAUACAUUUAAAACCUGAAUUAAAUAAUUGAUUUGUUUAUUUUUCCUAAAAAUAGUCUUGUGAUAAUUCUUUAAAGUCACCAUAGUUCACGUUGAGAUUACAGACAGUUAGAUUAAACAUUUUAUUCAAAGUUCUAUGCCAAAAAAGUAAAUUAAUCUAGGUGUAUCAGUUGAGUGUGUAUUAACAAACGAAAUCCAAAUAACUUACUUGAAAAUUAGGGUUAAAAUACAGUAAAUGAACCCAGAAGCCUGCCCUUAGUAUAAGGUCUAUUGAGGGGAGUGCUACAUAAAUGGAGGCACCGCUGGGAUAAAAUAAAUUAGGUUUGGAUUUCUAACAUAAUUGAAACAAAAUAAGACAAACAAAACAAUAUACAGUCAGUGUAGCAGCUUAAUUAAGUACAUCAAAGGUUGUCACAAUGUAUGGGAACAAGCUGAAGAACUGGUGUCGAGGUGAGAACUUGGAAGAGAGCCAAGCCUUGAUGACCAUCGUCCCUGAGAAUACAGAAAUAACAGAAAUAGAAGAGACAUUGCAAACUGUAAAAUGUUUGGGACGUGUACGAGUGAGAGGAAGAAUGCUAAGUGAAACUGGAAAGGAAGUACUAGUGCUUUGUGAGUGCAGAGAAAAAAUAACCAAUGCAAAUGUUCCAUCUGAAGUGUUGAGCUUGGAUGGGAAAACAGACUGGCCAAUUUUCACUGUUGCUGAAAGUGCAGGUUCUGAUAGAGACUUCAACCUUAAACUUAAUGCCCUACUACAGGCAGAAGGAAAGUCUAUGGAGGAUGUGCAAGCGUUACUGACUCCACAGCCAGUCUCACCUACUGAAGCCAUUCUUCGUGCCGUUGGCGACCUGUUCGAUAAAUCAGCUAAGCCAUCAGUGGAAAGUGGAGGAUACCGUCGGCUGCGGAUCUUUUCAGGAACUGUACCUACUCCGGCUGGAGAGGAACAAUUCGACCACUGGUUGGAGCAAGCUUACCUGAUGGUAGAAGAGAGUGAGGGUUCUGCAAAAGAUAAGAGGAGGAGAAUAAUGGAAAGUUUAAAGGGGCCAGCCUUAGAGGUGAUAAAAGCAGUGCGCCUGUCCGAUCCUGAUGUUUCCCCUGACAAGUGCUUAGAGGCUCUUGAAAAUGCCUUUGGACUAGCAGAGUCAGGAGAUGAUCUGUAUUUCGCAUUCAGAAUGCAGCAGCAGCAAGCUGGUGAGAAAUUAUCUGAUUUCUUAAGGAGAUUGGAGCGUUGCCUGUCCAAAGUGAUACAAAGAGGUGGCCUCCCUCCCAGGGCCAUGGAUAGUGCACGGCUUGAGCAGCUUCUAAGAGGUGCAGUUAAUGCUGACUUGAUGUUAAUUCAGCUCCGACUGAGAGAGAGAAGGGCCAACCCCCCAACUUUCCUUGAGCUCCUGAAAGAAAUUCGAACAGAAGAAGAGUAUGAAGCUUCCAGAGCAAAGCUAAAUCACUCAGUGUAUACAGUUCGUACCAAACUUCAAGAAGAAAGCAAACACUCAGAGAUACAGAGUUUGAGAGCUGAAAUUAAAGAAGUAAAAUCAAUGUUUGCAGCACUCUCUACACAAGAUGAAUUGACACAAAAUGAAAAUCAGCAGAUUAAUUUGGAAAAAACUCCAGAGACUAAUGUGGAUCCAGAGGUGGUAGCUCUGAGGAAACAAGUGAAACACUUACAGCAGAAAGUGAACUCAAGAUUGCCUCGUCCAUCUACAGCUUCACCUACAGUUAUGACUGUAAACACUCCACACAGACAAGGGGCUGAAGUAGAGGAACGUUUCUGUUACCGCUGUGGUGAAAUUGGACACAUGGCAGGAAAGUGCCAAAACCCUGAGAACCAACACAAAGUGAUCCAGAAGCUCAUUCAAGCUCUAAAAAGGGCCAAGACCAACAGCUCUCCAUCUACUGGUGGUGCCGCCUCACAAGAAACUAAUUGCACUGUGAGAAAGAGUGCAGUGGACAGGCUUGAUCCAGUAGGUAUACCAGAGGGUUUAAUAGGGCCACCAUCUUUGGAGCCUCUGAAAGUGAAUGGACAUUUGUGUAACGCUUUACUUGAUAGCGGUUCUCGGGUUAGCAUCAUCUUUGAAUCCUGGUACCGGAAAUAUCUGGCUGAUACCUCUAUUCACCCAGUGAGCAAACUCAACAUUUGGGGUUUAAGCGACACCAAUUACCCCUACCUUGGCUAUGUGGUGGUGGACAUCGAGUUCCCAAAGAAAGUAGCAGGAACACCCACUGCUCUAUCGGUCCUGGCCCUUGUUUGUCCUGAUCCACCUGGUCCCGAUCAGACACCUGUGAUUCUAGGGACAAAUACCAAGGCUAAUCUGUCCAAACGAUUAGCUCAGCUACGUGAAGAUGAGGUUGGAGCGACUGUAGCCCACACCUUUUGCAUUCAGAACACUGGCCCUGUAAGAGGAAAAGAAAAAAUCAUGGACUGGCCAAAAGAAGAAGAUGAUGAGGAAGUAGGUUCUGUACAGUUGGAGGGUCCAAGCUCACUUACACUGGCUGCAGGCGGCAGUGGUAAAGUAGUCUGUAAAGUUGUGCUUGGAAAGUCACUACCAAAUGAUAUCCUGAUGGUUGAAGCCUCAAGUACAGCUACUCUCCCAUCUGGCAUCUUGCUGCAACCUAUGGCGAUACCAAGUAAUGCUGUGGACAUUAAUCGACUCACAGUUCUGGUUCAAAAUGAGUCGCAGAAGGAAGUGACAAUUCCAGUAGGUGCUGUCUUGGGUCAUCUGUGUGUCACUGACGUAGUUACCACAAUGUCAAAACAAGAAUCAGCAGCUGAGGAAUUUGAUAUCAGUAUGAUCAAUUUUGGUGAGUCGCCUGUCCCGGAGGGAUGGAAAGUAAGGCUCCGACAAAAGCUGUUGGAAAGAGCCGAUGUAUUUUCCCUUCAUGAACUGGACGUGGGACUCGCCAAAGAAGUGGAGCAUCCAAUCCGCCUGGCUGACUCACGACCCUUUCGCGAACGCUCCAGGCGCAUUGCUCCAGCGGAUAUCGACGAUGUGCGGCGUCAUAUUCAGAAGCUAUUGGCAGCAGGCAUCAUCAAGGAGUCCAGAAGUCCAUACGCAUCGCCCAUAGUUGUUGUUAGAAAGAAAAAUGGGGAUGUAAGGAUGUGCAUCGACUACCGUACGCUCAAUAGCCGUACUGUUCCAGAUCAAUACACCACCCCACGUAUUGAUGAGGCUCUUGACUGUCUCUCAGGUAGCCAAUGGUUUUCCGUCCUGGACUUGAGGAGUGGCUAUUAUCAAAUAGCCAUGAAAGAAGAGGACAAGGAAAAGACUGCUUUCAUUUGCCCUCUUGGGUUUUAUCAGUUUGAAAGGAUGCCUCAGGGCAUAACAGGAGCGCCUGCGACUUUUCAGAGGCUUAUGGAGAAAGCCGUUGGGGAUAUGAACAUGCUCCAAGUAUUAGUCUACCUUGACGACUUGAUUAUUUUUGGAAAGACCCUGGCAGAACAUGAGGAGAGACUCGUGAGAGUUCUCGACAGACUCAGAGAAGUAGGACUCAAGGUUUCGCUUGACAAAUGUCAGUUUUGUCAAACAAAGGUCAAGUAUGUGGGUCAUAUAGUGACCGCUCAGGGUGUUGCAGCUGACCCUGCAAAAGUUGAAGCUGUGACCACUUGGCCCAAGCCUUACAACCUCAAGACCCUACGCUCCUUUCUGGGUUUUUGUGGGUAUUAUCGACGAUUCAUCCACAACUACUCUUCCAUCGUCCGCCCUUUGACUGACCUCACCAGAGGUUAUGGCCCUACCAAGCGUGGGAAGAAGCCCACAAAAAGGGAAAAUAAUGUCUAUUUGGAUGAGAGAGAACCGUUUGGAUACAGGUGGGAUGAGUCAUGCACUGAAGCUUUUGAGAAGAUAAAAGACUGUCUGACAAACGCUCCAGUUUUAGCCUUUGCUGAUCCUAGCAAACCAUAUACGCUGCACGUGGAUGCUAGCCUCUCGGGGCUUGGAGCUGUUUUGUAUCAAGAAUAUCCGGAAGGGCUGAGGCCAGUCGCAUUUGCGAGCCGAAAACUGAGCUCUUCCGAAAAGAAUUAUGCCAUCCACCAGUUGGAGUUCCUGUCUCUCAAAUGGGCAGUUGUUGAAAAAUUUCACGAUUACCUUUAUGGAGCCCGUUUUACGGUGCGUACUGACAACAACCCUCUAACUUAUGUCCUUUCAUCAGCUAAGCUCAACGCUACAGGGCAUCGAUGGUUGUCAGAUUUGUCAGUGUAUGAUUUUGACAUCAUCUAUAGACCUGGCAAAAAUAACAUUGAUGCUGAUUUGUUGUCCCGCAUGGAGCCAGAGGAAGAGGAAAUGGAGUGGCAGAGCAUCUCUCAGGCUGGAGUCAAGUCAAUUUGCCAGCGAAUCGGCGUGCUUGGUUCAUCUGCAGACUCUCCUAAGUAUGCUGAGCAGCUUGGAGCGACACCUGACUGCAUCCCUGAUGUGUAUGCAUUCCCCACACAUCUUCAGCUGAACUCGCUGGAACAAAUGUCCAGACAGGACUUAAUGGCAGCCCAAGUUCAAGAUCCUUUGAUAGAACCUACUAUACAAGCUAUGAAGUGUGGAAAGUGGCCAGACAACCCUGAGUUGCUGCCUAUGAAAAGAGAGAUGGGGAAGCUGUUCAUGACUCAUGGAUUACUCCAUCGGGUGAGCACAAGUCAUACAGGAGAAAAGACGCAUCAGCUAGUGCUACCGGCUAAGUUCAAGGCUGUGGUACUUAAGUCAAUGCAUGAUGACCUAGGCCAUUUAGGAGUCGAGAGAGUUACUGAUAUGAUCAGGAGCCGGUUCUUCUGGCCAAAGAUGUCAACUGAGGUCGAGCAAUAUGUGAGAAACUGUGGAGAGUGCGUUCUCAGGAAAACUCCGUGUCACAGGGCUGCACCUUUACACCAAAUUGUAAGUUCUGGGCCUAUGGACCUAGUCUGUAUUGACUUCCUGUCAAUGGAACCUGACUCUAGAGGAGUGAGCAAUGUGCUUGUCAUAACCGACCAUUUUACAAGGUAUGCCCAGGCUUUUCCCACGCAAAACCAAAAAGCCCUCACAGUUGCGAAGGUUUUAGUAGAAAAGUUUUUUGUGCAUUAUGGCUUGCCAUCCCGGAUACAUUCCGAUCAAGGCAGAGACUUUGAGUCUCGACUCAUUAAAGAGCUGUUGAAGAUACUGGGCAUACGCAAGUCACGGACCACUCCGUAUCACCCACAGGGUGAUCCCCAACCCGAGCGGUUCAAUUGAACGCUGCUGUCCAUGUUGGCCACGCUUAACCAGGAAAAGAAACGGCGAUGGAGUCAGCAUGUGGUACAUCUGGUACAUGCAUAUAACAGCACUAAGUCCGAUGGCACGGGAUAUUCCCCAUAUUUUUUGAUGUUCGGACGUGAGGCCAAACUUCCCUUGGAUGUAUGUUUUGGGACAUGCCCAAAUGGAAAGGGUGACCAACCACACUCUUCAUAUGUUGGCAAACUAAAAGAGAACCUACAGGAAGCCUAUAAACUGGCUACAGAGGCCUCUAAUAAAAGACACCAGCAAAACAAAAGAGCUUAUGACAAGAGGCUCCGUUUUCACACUCUAGAACCUGGUGACCGAGUAUUGCUGAAGAAUCUUGGAUUAAAGGGCAAACACAAGUUGGAGAAUCGCUGGUAUGAUGUUCCUUAUGUGGUGGUGGAUAAGAUGCCGAACUUGCCUGUCUACAGAGUGAAGCCAGUGGAUGGGAAAGGAAAGUUUAAAACUUUGCAUAGAGAUAAUCUCCUUCCUUUAGGAGAUCUUGUAAGGAUCCCGGUGUUGGACAACACCGAGGACGUGCCAAAGAAAGCAGCCACACAAAGUCGUGCUUUCAACAGACACAAAAGAAGCAUCACAGAUCACACUCUACCAAGGGAGUCUAAUACAUCAACGGACUCGUCUGAUCUGGAGUGUGAAUGGCCGACUAGACCCUACAGGAAGUUUGUAGAAAAGAUCAUUCAAGGGAGGGGAAGACACAGUGCUGAUGGAUCAGAGCACUUGGAAGCUACCUGUCCUUCAGAUGGACGUCACUCCGAGAGAGGUGACUCACUUGUAGAUCAUGGUCAAGAUGUUGCUCUUGAGACGGAUUCUGAGCCAGAGCCCAUCUCCAGUGAAGAUGCACAACCUCAGUCGAGCUGUUCUAAUGUACAUGUGACACCAAAGUCAACUAGGCCUAAAAGAUCAUUAAAACCAGUGAUGAGACUUACCUAUGAUGAGCCGGGUAAAGCAAAAGAUCAGCCUAUUACCAUCGUGCAUAGAGGUGUAACUAUAAAAAUAGGUAAGCAUUAAUACGAGUCUAUGUUAACCCAUUCUUACUUCUUAAUUUCUGAGUAGACAGUAAAGUUUGAAUUCUACCGAUCUGAUGAGGACAUCAGAUAUUUAAAGGGGGAAGGGUGUAACCCGGUUAAGAAUCCUUACUAAAACAAAUAAUAAGGAAUUCAUGGUUUAAAAAAGGUUCAUAUUUGGUUAAAAGUGUAUUAAAAAUGUAAAAAAGGAAUAGUUCAUAAAGGUUAAAAUAGUUUGAUAUAAGAGUAUAAGAUUUAAAUGACAUAAAUGUACAUAUUUAAUAUUUUAUUUUAUUUUGAAGAAAUUCGUAGGGAGAGAGGAAGUACUGAUGGAGAAGAAGUGUGAAUCCUGGUCAUUGAUUUGAUUAAGGUGUGAUUGACAGGUUCAGACCGGAGGUGAGCGAGUGGAGAGUGUGUGUUUUUUGAAGGGAACUUGACGGAGCGAGAGAGAGAGGGACGACGGCGUGAGUGCACAACGGAGAUGUAUGUUGCGAGUGUUACCUUUUAUAGAUUUAGUCAUUCAAGUGUGUAGUUUUCAGCGUUUAAGAGACUGUCUGCUCGGCACUCACGGACAUUGGAGCUACUGUUGUUUAAAGUACAGUUCAAGAAGUUUCAACGCGGGACUUCUGGCGAAGCUGCAUAGAUUUAGCUUAGCCCAGCUACUGAGCUAACUCGAGCGUUAGCAUUCGCUAUCAAAGCGAACGUGUUUAGCCGCGAGGAGUUAAAUCAGCUUCUGUUAUCGGCUGUGCCUUGUGGUCUCAACGCGGGAACAUAAGGAUUCGGCAUCAGACGCUGGCAGUGUGUGUGUGAGACUCGUCAUCGUUGGACAACGUCCCGGGCUGCGAGGGUGGCUCCAUCUCUGUUCACCGGUUUGUCUUCAGUCCACCUGUAGUGUCGUCUGCUUGGAGGUAACACUUUCCCUUUACUUUCCUGGAUCAUCGGAGCAGUUGGAUUUCCGCGCACUCAGAAGUCACCAUAUCAGGCCUGCAACGAGGUUAUUUUGUUUGCCGGCUGUGUGUAUGUGUGUGUGAGUGUGGGCCCACUGUUUUGUCUAAGUUUAUUAAUGAAAGUUACUGAAAUCUGAAUAUUCAGGGGUUUGAAUGUAAUUUGAUUCAUCUGAAAGUAUUUUUGCAUGUGUGUUUUGUUCGAAUACAUUUAAAACCUGAAUUAAAUAAUUGAUUUGUUUAUUUUUCCUAAAAA